AUGGAAUUCGCCUCCUUGCCCAUCCACCGUCGCCUCCAAAUCAUCUUCUUUGCACUCCUAUGUUCCACCUUCCUCCUCCACGCCACCGCCGCUUUAUACCGCCAACCUAUCACUACCGCAGUCCUGCACUUUCUCUCCACCCACCUUCUCUUAACCAGCAUCACAUCCCUAUCCGCCGGCUUCCUCCUCCUCUUCCAUCUUCGCUCCCGCCCUUACCCCGUCUUCCUCGUUAACUAUUCCUGCUACCAACCGCCAUCGCACCGGAAAUGUACUUAUGAUAUGGCAAAUGAUUUUAUACUCCACGCUGCACGCUUCAGUUCGCCGGAACCGAUCGAAUUCAUGCGUAAUAUAUACUCGAAAUCCGGGUUAGGAAACGACACAUAUGCACCGCCGUUUAUGUUUGAAGAAAAUCAAACUCCGACGACAAAAAGCGCCAUAGAGGAAGCGAAGGAAGGGAUAUUCUCCGCCGUCGAUUCCCUCUUAUCAAAAACCCAAAUACAGCCGGAGGAAAUCGACGCGGUGAUCGUUACCUGCGGAUGUUUUUCACCCUCCCCUUCUCUUUCCUCUCUUAUUAUGAAUCACUACAAACUCAAACCCGAUGUGAAAACAUAUAAUCUUAGCGGAAUGGGGUGUAGCUCCGGCGUUAUUUCUAUUGAUUUAGCUGCCCAAAUCUUACGUGGGGGUGGCCGGAAAAUCAAGAAUGUUCUGGUUGUCAUUACCGAGAAUAUUACGCUAAACUGGUACGAAGGUGAAGAAAGAUCGAUGUUGGUAACCAACUGCAUCUUUCGCGUUGGCUGUGCGGCGGUGAUGAUUACCAACGACCCAUCCCGCCGUUCAUCGGCGAAAAUGGAGCUUACCCACUCUCUCAGAACCCACCACGGGGCCGACGACUCCGCCUAUCAUGCUGCUUUCCAAGAGGAAGACGUCAAAGGCGUCACCGGAAUUUCUCUCACCAAAGAUUUAAUACGAGUCGCCGGCGUAAACCUCCGGGAACACAUCAAAAUCCUUGCUCCAAGGGUUCUGCCUCUGAAUCAGCUCGUGACUUACAUGUACUCGGUGGUGGCGACGACUCUCUCCGGCGGGCAGUAUAAGCCUGUGAUGCCGGACUUUACGGCUGCGUUUGAGCAUAUCUGUGUGCAUACAGGCGGGAAAGCAGUUAUCGAGCAAGUUGGACGAGUCAUGAAAUUCAGUGACUCGGUGACUGAACCGGCCAGGAUGACUUUGAACCGGUUCGGGAAUACUUCGAGUAGCCUAGUGUUUUACGAGUUGGCUUAUUUUGAAGCCAAAGGAAGGGUAAAAAAGGGAGACAAAAUGUGGAUGAUAGCGUUUGGAACCGGGUUCAAGGUGGGAAGCUUAGUCUGGAAAUGGAUAAGGGAUUCGGAAUCUGAAUACGAUAAUCCAUGGAAUGAUUCCAUAAACAAAUACCCAUUGAAAAUUUGGUUCAGUCGCGUAUGCAAAUGA
Molecule: messenger RNA, 1461 nt
Organism: Lactuca saligna
Lineage: Eukaryota; Viridiplantae; Streptophyta; Magnoliopsida; Asterales; Asteraceae
Source: the annotation of a GenBank genome assembly